Fusarium redolens is the source of this 291-nucleotide messenger RNA. RefSeq lists its product as uncharacterized. The annotation marks the transcript as partial. Gene Ontology annotation, biological process: proteolysis. The record is from RefSeq and is a predicted model, not a curated record. Gene Ontology annotation, molecular function: aspartic-type endopeptidase activity. NCBI's taxonomy places the organism in Eukaryota, Fungi, Ascomycota, Sordariomycetes, Hypocreales, Nectriaceae. The transcript has 2 exons.
AUUAUUGUUGGUACUGGUGUCCCAUCUGCCAGUGUCUCUAUGAAUGGCAGGAUCAUCAAGCUAUCCGGUAACAAGGCCAUUGCGGAUACCGGCACCACCCUAGUCUUGUUUUCUGACGAGGUCUGCGGGGCGCUGUACAGUGCAAUCCCUGGAGCGACCUAUGACUCGACCCAACAGCGCUAUGUCUUCCCUACGAGCACAGAGGUAGAAGUCUUUCCCGAAUUUAAGUCGAGGGGCAAAUUGGCCUUUGAUAUGUUUGGCGACGAUUUUCUGAAGUCGGUUUACGCGGUA